Messenger RNA from Scophthalmus maximus (turbot), 3232 nucleotides. RefSeq names its product tetratricopeptide repeat protein 39A. Bases 436 to 2133 code for a protein of 565 amino acids. The record is from RefSeq and is a predicted model, not a curated record. Lineage: Eukaryota; Metazoa; Chordata; Actinopteri; Pleuronectiformes; Scophthalmidae. Gene Ontology annotation, molecular function: protein binding. The transcript is spliced from 18 exons.
AGCCAUACCGGCUGCAUUGUACCGGCUGCAUUGUGCAGGGGCUCUGCCGGUAUUUGAUUCCAUCAUCAUCAUCAUCAUCAUCUUCAUCAUCAUCAUCAUCAUCAUCAUCCACAGUUCGCAGUGUAGUGUGUGCGUGGCACUGGUGGUGUGCCAGAGGAGGAGUCAGAUGCGCCUCUGUUGCGCACACUCACUCACUCACACACACUCACGCACACUGCUGGACCAACACCAAGUGAUCCUUCAUUCCGAGGACUUUACGCGAGUUGAACCAAGUCUCCUGUGUUCCCGUGCUCCAUGUCAGCUCCCGUGUCGCCGGUCUAGUGUCGGGAAGCCUGGGACGGUGUCGCGGUGCCGGGGGGGGUCCUGAAUGCGUCCGGGUUGUCCGAGAGGAGUGCCGCUGAAGCUUCGAGCAGGUGUCGGGGCACGGGAGCGAACAUGUCCAAUGGGAAGGGCGCACAAAAUGCUGCAGAGAAGUCCCCACAGAUGACCCUGAAAGAGUGCCUGGACGAGUGCAUGGAGGCCCUGGACCUCUUCCUCAACAACCACUUCGACGAGAGCCUGCAGAUGCUGCGGCCCAGGGUGAACGAGAGCAUGUACCACGCUCUCAUCUACGCCACCAUACUGGAAAUGCAGGCCAUGAUGACUUUCCAGCACGAUGACAUCAGCAAUGCAGGGAAUACCAUGAAGAGCGCCCAGGAGGUCUGUCAGAGGUUUCGACGGAAAUCCCCGGGUUUGGCGAACAAGUCAGAGGGGGAUUCGCUCACCGAAGUGCAGCUUCACGCUGAAGUGUGCUAUGCUGAGUGCCAACUCCAGAGAUCUGCACUCACCUUCCUACAGGACGAGAACAUGGUGAGUUUUAUCAAAGGAGGGAUCAAAGUCCGAAACAGCUACUUGAUUUACAAAGAACUACAUUCCUUCGUGAAAUCUCACAACUGUCACAAAGGACCCAGCCACGUCCACUUAGUGGGAGGAAUAUCGUUUGGAAUAGGGGCGUUUAAUCUGACACUCUCUCUGUUUCCUCCGCGGAUACUCCGAGUUUUGGAGUUUGCGGGCUUUUCCGGAGACAAGGAGUAUGGUCUGUCGCUGCUGCAAGACGGUGCCACUGGGAUGAACCUGCGCUCCAUGCUGUGUGCUCUGCUGCUGCUCUGCUACUACACCUUUCUCACCUUCAUACUCGGGACGGGUGAGGGAGACGUUGCCGAGGCUGAAAAGCUGCUGAAACCUUUCCAGCGUCGCUACCCGCGGGGAGCAAUAUUCCUCUUCUUCGCAGGCAGGACUGAGGAGAUUAAAGGGAACAUUGACGAGGCGGUGGCGCUCUUCGAGGACGGCUGCAAGGCGCAGCAGACGUGGAAGCAGUUCCACCACAUGUGCUACUGGGAGCUGAUGUGGUGCUUCACCUAUAAGCGGGCAUGGAAGAUGGCCUACUUCUACGCAGACCUGCUGAGCAAGGAGAGCCGCUGGUCCAAGGCCAUGUAUAUGUACAUGAAAGCCGCUUACCUCAGCAUGCUGCCGAAGGAUGAGGCCCGGCCGUUUGGGGAGGAAGAGGUAGACCUCUUUAGACAAGUGCCCACCUUCAAGCAGAAGAUAGCCGGGAAGUCUCCCCCGACUGAGAAGUUUGCUAUUCGUAAAGCCAGACGCUACAAGGCUUCCUGCCCAGUCAGGCUACCGGUGCCAGUGCUGGAGAUGAUGUACAUGUGGAACGGUUUCAGUAUGAUCAGCAAACGGCCGGAGCUGACGGAGGGCAUGAUGCAGACUCUGACGGAGGCUGAGCGCACCCUGCUGGAGUCUCCUGUGAAUGAGUAUGCCGUGGAUGACCGCUGUCUGAUCCACCUGCUGAAGGGCCUGUGUUUGAAGAACCAGGGUCUGCUCCAAGAUGCCGAGGAGAGCUUUUACCGAGUGUGUUCCAGCGAAAAGAAGAUCCGGUUCGACCACUACCUGGUGCCCAACGCGCUGGUGGAGCUCGGCCUGCUCUACAUAGACCAGGGCAGAAGGGCCGAGGCCAUCAAAGUACUGCACAAGGCCAAACAGAGCUACAAAGAUUACUCGAUGGAGUCUCGCACGCAGUUCAGGGUGCACGCCGCUCUGGCCAAGCUCAAGGCCGAGACCGGCGAGGAAGACGACACUCACCUGUGAGAAGACAUUUUCUCCGUGGCUGCCCAAGGCUCCUCUCGCAGCGGGCUCCUCCAUUCCCCCUCACAGUCGUGGCUGUUUUUGGUUUUUUUGCCAGUUUUAACCCAGUUUUUUUUACUUGUAUGCGAUCUUAAGGAAAAACCUUUGAAAAGUGAAUACUGGGAAUUUUUUAUCUAUGUGCCGGUACAUACAUUCAGGCACUUUUUUUGUCCAAUAUCUCACAGGACAAAGGUACAGUGAAAAAAGAAAACAAAAACAACUUUAAAAAAAGAAAUACUCAUUGGUAACACACAAAUGAAUUAAGUUUUUUCAAGGGAACAAGUUAAGACGAUUCAAUUUCAUUUGAUAAAAAAAUAAAUGAAUUUGUGUGUUGCUAAUUGUAAUUUGGUACAACCUGAACAUUUAUAGGAGCCGUCCUGAAGUCAUUUGAAGUCAAGGGACCUUAAGUUUCCCUGUUGCCCAGAAGUUAGAAGUUAUUUUAUGGAAUAUGUUUUUAUCGUUUACAUUGAAAAUCAAAGAACACAAAAUUUUAAUCGACAAUUGAUUGAUAGUCACUAUAAAUAUCAAAUGUAUGACUAUUAUGACUUAAUAAAAUGUGUAAUAAUCAUUUGGGUCGUUAAGCUGUUUAGCGAAAGCUCUGUAGAAUUAUUACCAGCUUGAGCAGCUGCAGCAUUCUGUACUGUAACAUGUAAGAUUUGUCCCAAGUUGUUAAGAUGUCCAUGGUGCAAACAUUAGAUACAUACUUGAUUUGAUAACCAGUUUAGAUAUGGCUCGAGUUAUUUUGUGACCCAAGGUCAGUAGUUAGUUUUGUCUGCGCACCCUGACACAGCCAGUCCUGUACACAUGUAGUGGAAAUGGAUGCAGGUGCACCAUGGCUGAGGCAUCUUCGUGCGCUUUGAAUUAAUCAAAAUCCAUUGUUCCAUUGGUGCACGUUCCAAAAACUUUCAGAUGUAUAUCCUAAAUCCUACAGUGUCUUAAAUCACAGCCCUGUGGUCUAGGCCUCUGCCAAGCCAGUCAAGUCGCAGUUUACAUCAAUGUCUGACUAUGAAAUGUAUGUAGAAGACUUCAAAGUAAUUUAAUAAAAAGGUAUUAAACACGUCAA